Molecule: messenger RNA, 3029 nt
Organism: Pocillopora meandrina
Lineage: Eukaryota; Metazoa; Cnidaria; Anthozoa; Scleractinia; Pocilloporidae
Source: the annotation of a GenBank genome assembly
CCUAAUGUUCUUCACGUUGAUCCUGGGCAUGAAUUAGUGGUUGAAGUCACAAGAGAGAUGGCAAAGCAUGGUGUAACAAUGAAAAGAAGAAAUGUGAACAUUCAUAGGGAUCAAGAAAUCAUUGAGCAAUUCAAUUGAACUUUAGAUGACCAUCUCCUUACUUUCCAAUUCGGUAUAGGGAUGAAUUUUCAUCUGCAAGGAAAUCAGCUGAAUGGGUGAAAGGCUUCCAGAACUUGUCUCAUCUUUGAAUAGUCAAGUGACCAGGUUGACUAAAAAAAACUCGACACAAUGAAAGAGAAGGUGGUUGAUGCCAACUACACUUUUGAAAUGCAACACACUUUUCCUGAUAAACACAAGAGUCUUUGGGUAUGUAGUAGUCCAGUUGUUUAUGUGGUAUGUAUAUAACUAUGCAGAGACUGUUGUUGCUUUUGCACAUGCUUCUAAAAUAAUUCACUGGUAAAGAUAUGUACAUCACCAUUGAUUGAAAUUUGAUACAGCAAGUACUUAUAAUACAUCAUCCUCUUGGAGUAUAUACAUACUUAAGCUCUCCCAAUUCAAAUUGCGUUAAUUUUUAAAACUCAUACCCUGGUAAAAUGUCGUAUUUAAAACAUCAGGCCACAACAUCACAUACAGGUUUGAACAUCUUAAGAAAAGAUAUCACACUUUGAUUUAAAGGUUCCAUAUCUAAAAAUUUAUGAUAAAUGCUUGUUCCUCUUGCAAAACAAAAACUGGAACCUGAUUGGCUUUCCCAUCAUUGUUAAUAUAUGUACAUGGAUAGAGACAGAUGAAGCAAAAUCUUGUACUGCUAAGGUUUUCACCCUUUGAAGAGAACGACAGUACACAUGAUUGUUUCAGCACUUACUCAUUAGCCUAACUACUACAUUUAGAGUUUUUGUCUUCCUAGUGCUGGCCUUCUUAACUCCAAAAUGUGGGCCCUGUCUCAAAAGCUCUAAGAAAGGCUAUGUAUAUCAGUGGUUUCUCUAUAAGUACCUCAGAGUGACAUUUUACACUUUAAAAAGCUGAAAAAGAAUAUCAAAAACACCACCAUACAAGCCGCACUACCAGAUAAGCCACAUCCCACAUUUGGCAAGUCAAAUUUUGAGAUAAAACCUCUUCUAAAAGACACCAAAGGUAAAAAAACCUUUACAAGCAAACUCUCUCAAGUGAAUCGCUUAUACAGAAACAUUUACAGAGCUAUCUAUGGAGUUUGGAGAACUUAGAGGACCAUUCAUAUCUGCUAAAAGUGAUGGUGAUGAACACUUUACAUUAGAAACAUAUACACUUUAAAAUGCAACAGACUUUUUCCUAUAAACAAAAGGGUCUUUGGGUAGUGAAGCUCUUUAUGUUGGAUGUAGAUACAUGGCUAUGCAGAGACUGUUGUUAGUUUGGCAUUUGCUUUUGAAAACAUUCAGUGCUGAAGAAAUGAACAUCACCUUUAAGUGAAAUUUGAUGAUUUUAAAUUGCAACAGAUUUUUUUCCGAAAAACACAAGUCUUCAGGUAUAAAAUGGUGGAGCUCUUUAUGUCAAAUGUAGAUGGCUAUACAGAUGUAAGGAUGCUACUGAGGUCUCGAGGCUAUACAUAACAGUGGUUUCUCUAUAAAUAUAGCAGACUAACAUUUUGCCAUUUAAAAGGCUGAGAAAGAGUAUUAUAAACACCAGCAUACAAGCUGCACUAACAGAUAACCUGCAUCCCGCAUUUGGCAAGUCAAAUUUUGGGCUAAAACGGUUUUUAAAAAGACACCAAAGGAAAAAACCUUUACAAGCAACCUCUUUCAGGGUAAUCCUUUGUAAAGAAACAUUUACAGAGCUAUCUAUAGACUUUAGAACACUCAGAGGACCAUCUAUAUCUGGUAAAAGUGAUGCUGAUCCACACUUUAAAAUUAUGAAUAACCACACUUUUAAAAUGCAACAGACUUUUCCCAAAAACACAAGAGUCUUCACAUAUGCAGUGCUGAAGCUCUCUAUGUUGGAUGUAGAUUGCUGAGCAGAGACUGUUGUUAGUUUGGCAUAUGCUUCUAAAACAGUUCAGUGCUGAAGAAAUGUACAUUACCAUUUGGUGAAAUUUCAUACAUCAGGCACUUAUACAUCAUCCUCAUAAAGUAUGCAUACCUUAGCUUUCCCAAUUUAAACUGCAUUAAUGCAUGCAGUAACACACGUAGUUCAGGUUAAAUUAUUUUACUGCAUAUUAAUAAGAACAAAAAUUUCUUAAAAAUCACAAAGGUGGCUGAGUAGAAAGGGGCAGGGAGGGCUGUAGUCCCUCCCCCUCUCCCCAAAUACAUCCCUUAAUAAGUAUUUGGGGAGCAGAGCCCCCACGUUUUGGUGCAAAAGCAAGGUGCUGAAGCAAGGUGAAAUGAUCUAAAUUUUCACUGUUGCCUUGACUUUGAGAUUGGCUGGUAGUUAUUGCAUGUGAACUUUAACUGAAUGGAAAAAAAACUUUUAAAAGUCAACUAUAGCCCUGAAUUAUUUUCAAUGGAUUGCCAUCGUUUAUGAAGUUGGCUAAAGAAGCUGGAAAGCCUGAUGACAUUGCAAAGCUUUGGCUGAUGAAGCAAACCAUCUUGCAGAUUAAUUUGCCUGCCCCUAAACAUAUGCCAUGACCAAUUCUUGAUGUGCCAUCCCCAAAUUUAGUUAAUCAAGCUUAUUGUUUUUGCUCUUCUCAUGAAAGGCUCCUGAGACAGAGGAAAGUCUUUAAAUAUGCAUUGACAGUUAAAGAUGUUGCAAGCAGAUUCAAGCCUACUCCACCUCUCACCUCAAAGGAUUCUACUGAGAUCCCAAGAGCUUUUCAGACAAUUUAUGAGUGUCUAUUACUAAGGUGGCCUUACGUUCUUCAAGUUGAUCCUCAGCAUGAAUUCAUGGGUGAAGUUGCAAGAGAGACAGCAAAGCAUGGUGUAAGGAUAAAAAGAGGAAAUGUGAACAUUCAUAGGUAUCAGGGAAUCACUGAGCAACUCAAUCAAACUUUAGGUGAGUGUCUCUUCACUUUCCAAUACAGUCCAGAUAUGAAUUUCACAUCUGGAAAGAGAUCAACCUAUUAG